AUGGCAAGCAAUCACUCUUCGUCUCUCCGCUCUGUCCUUACCCGGUCGAUUUGCACCUCAUCGAGCGAGCGAUCAUCUGAUUUUACGUCCAAAGAUUCGGCUACCAACGAACCAAACACCCGAUUUGUUGACAAAGAAGACGAUCCCCUGAUACCAAGUCUUGAAGACGUAUACCGUACAUUUCAGGAGGGCAAGGUGACAUGGGAAGCGUUCUUAAGCCAAGCGAAGAGGAUCCCCCGAGGUCUCUGGCCAAAAGAUGCGCUCAACCCGUACGUAACUCUGGUAGAUGUGCCGAGUCUACCGGACGAGCUGCCUCGCAACAAUUGGCUUUACGGUCGACCUUGCUGGGAGCUGUCCCAUGGCAUUGGGGACACCGAAUGUCGAAAUACUGAUUCUCGGAGCGAUACAACAAGCCUUAGGCCCGGUCGUCUUGUUUCAUUUCGAUUACAAAUUGGCGAUCCGAUUCGGUGUGAUAUAUGCCCGGACGCAGCAUCAUACGCCUGCGCCAGUCCCGAAACGACCGAUAGCCUCGCUGUAUUGGUUAUGUGCUGGUCAUACAUCCUUUCGGCUCGAUUGCUUGAGAUGCAACGCCGUGGGAUUCGAUAUACAGAGGAUCGAUUGUGGCCUACUGUGCCUCAUGGCCGAAAGGAAACCACAGCCGAUAUCAACCUCAAGAGCGCAUCGCCUACUCUUAUCAGGUGGCUCUGCGCGAUUCUUAGCCCUGCUAUGGGGUGGCAGGCUAGGGAUCAUGGGCAUUUACCACCGUGGGCAACAUCUUUCAAGACAGAUGUAGCACUUAUCAUCGAGGCUUCAGACAUGGCUGCAGAUGUCUGCUCGCCCCCGAGCUCCAUCGAGGCUAUGGAACUUCUUAUUGAACUAUGCCGGUUGUUUGGCUUGGGAAUAGACUCCACCAGACUCACUGACUUUGAGCCUAUGCCGCCCUACAAGGCGUCAUUCUUGGCUGCACUCGCGCUUCCUUUCUAUAACUUUAUGGAGCUUCAACCACAGCUGCCACACCCACGUCUUGCUAAACCACGAAAUAAUAGCACCUUCAACAGUUCCCAUGAACAACAGCUGCGUGGAUAUCUGUGUCAUAUACGUUACUUUAUGACCCUCAGCGCUCAUCCUCCCUCUAUCGGGUCCAUUCUGUGGAGCGUCUUCUGGCAGCCGGACGUCAAUUGCAACCUAGUCGGUCCAUGGCUCGCAUCAGUCUUGGAUACAUUAGAGCUAAUUAUCGCGCAAAACGAGAUCGAGGUUCUGCUCAAGGUCUUUCUUUCACGUCGACCUAGAAUAGGGAUCUGGUGGGUGGCUCUCUUUUUCCUUGGCGACCCAGCUCUCCUAGACUGGAUCAGGCGAUACGCGGUGAAGAUGGAAGAGAAGCGCGGCUUCGGGUCCUUAUCGUCUCCUGAUCCGAUGGUGUCUGCCUGGACCGGGUCCAAGCAGUCAUUCAUCGAUUUCGAUAAUGAUCUCCUUUACCUGGAACCAUCUGAUUCAGUGUCGAGAGCAGAUCUGCUUCGAUGCCGCUUCGAUCUCAAACUUCAGGACUCAGCUACUACAGCUUUGUCCUGGCGGCCCUUUGGUCAUAUAGAGAAGAGCCUGGUUGAACUUGAACUUUGGCCGCAAUUAGAAACCAAAUAUACUCGUAGGUAUAAUGCAUUUGUCUGGUAUCCCCGAAAGAAUUUCUCAAUACUUGACGAAGGCUUUCGAAAGGAUACGGGACAGCACAUAAUAAACGUGCCAGACAACUUAAAAAUGCACACAUCCACCGAAUACUCAGAGAAAAAGUACUGUAUCACCAAUAUGCGGCCAUCCAAGGACUCGACGUCCAAGAUGAUGGGCUUCUUGGUCGAGGGCGUUGGAGGCGGUCGCGAUUGGGCAAAUGCUGGUUUGUCAAUGCAACCUAAGCAGCUCAGGUGGCUACGUGAUUGGGAAGGCCUCGACAGGAUGGAGAAUAAUGCGGUGGAACAGGAACCAUCCCGAACGCCUUCGUGGUUGCUUGAGAAAUGGAUCAAUGGGGAAAUUUAA
Fusarium proliferatum ET1 is the source of this 2025-nucleotide messenger RNA. RefSeq lists its product as uncharacterized. Lineage: Eukaryota; Fungi; Ascomycota; Sordariomycetes; Hypocreales; Nectriaceae. The record is from RefSeq and is a predicted model, not a curated record. Bases 1 to 2025 code for a protein of 674 amino acids. The transcript has a single exon.